This is a messenger RNA of Cercopithifilaria johnstoni, 765 nucleotides long. The record is from the annotation of a GenBank genome assembly. NCBI's taxonomy places the organism in Eukaryota, Metazoa, Nematoda, Chromadorea, Rhabditida, Onchocercidae.
AUGUGCUUUAUUUCUUCCGGCGAAGUCUCUCUCUCGAGAGGCUUAGCGUUGCCUAGCAGCUCUUCUCAUGUUGUUGUAAGCAUAGUCUUGAUGUAUAGAGCGAUGCGCAUGCAAUUGCAACCAUUCUGUACCACCACUGAUUGUAAUCGGUCAUGCCAUCAAGUACAUCACCGAAAUCAGGAAUCUUCGACGCUUUCCGUCUCGGCAUCAGCUGACUUUUUGAAAGCGAAGCUAAAUCUCUUACACCGGCAAAAUUACUUCGUUGUACAAGAAACUGGAGCAAAAUCGGAACCGAUGUUGGCUACUAACGAUAAUUCUGGAAAUGUAUUCAGGACAUCUCUACCGACUCCUAAACAAGCCGUGACUUUGGAGGAGAUAAUUGAAUUAGCAAGGCGUAAGGCAUCCGAUAGUCGUGAGGAACCUUUAUUACAAAAGCACUAUGUUAUCGCUGAUGAUGGUAAGCUACCGGUGGAGGAACCGGCCAUUCAAGCAUCAGAAGUAGUGAAGGACAAUAGGUGGAAUAACGAUGACUGGGCUUAUUUGGAACAAUUGAUGGAAUCCGAUGCCGAUCGCAUAUUCCUAAGCAGUGAGCCACCCAUUACCACUGACAAUGAUGAUGAUACAGCAGUUGCUCCUAAUCGUCGAGUCAUAUGCACCACGUUGGAUGAAUACAAAGCACGCAAGUUAAUAUCUUUAUUUGUAGAAGGUAAAAUUAAUGCGAGUAGGCAUCCAGAACGAGCUACGCAAGUAUCAAAUCCGCUGUGA